CCCCCAACCUCCAGGAGACGAUGCUGAAGCAGCGUCACUGCGUUUGCGUCGUAUCAAAACCCACCGAGAUUCCUUCUCUCCACCGCUACUGAACGCACAAAUGGGCGCUCGCUCUUAGGCUAAAGCAUGUCCCGCGAGGACUGACCCCGAAGUGCCCUUGGUCUCUUUUUUAUUUUCUAGCGUUGGAGGAUGCGGUACGCGGACCCCACGGCCAGCAGGGAUUUGCUGGGAAACAGAUCCCUGUGCUUUAUCUUCAUAUGCGCGUUCGGGCUGGUCACGCUGCUGCAGCAGAUCCUCUACGGCAAGAACUACAUCAAAAGUGGGCAACAGUUUACCCGCCUCAAAGGAGACGAGGUGGGCAACUGGAGCGGCCUCGUUAGUUACCCCGAUGAUGGAGGGAUGAAGCCAGCCAGAAAUGGGAGGAAAAGAUGCGUCCGUCAGAAUUUUCAGCACUCAGAGAUCUCCGUAGUUAUCGCACCCUGCCUAGCCGAUAUUAAGAAGAAAAAAAAAGAAAAGAGAAGGUAUCUGGACGGGUCUGAUGGACGCCUACAGUACAACUCCACCACCUGCAGAGAACUGCGGCAAGAAAUCACAGACGUCAAAGUGCUGUCCAUGGUGAAGACCUCAGACUUGUUUGAAAGAUGGAGAAAUCUACAAGCUUGUUCAUGGGAGCAGAACAAGGAGCAGACUGCCAACUUCAAGUUGUCUCUGUCUCGGUGUUGCAACGCUCCCUCCUUCCUGUUCACCUCGCGGAGAAACACGCCUUCUGGCACCAAACUGCGCUACGAGGUCGACACCAGCGGCAUCUUACACAUCAGCCCUGAGAUUUUCAAAAUGUUCCCUGACGACAUGCCGUAUUCUAAAUCCCAGUUUAAGAAGUGCGCUGUGAUCGGGAACGGAGGGAUCAUUAAGAACAGCAAAUGUGGGAAAGAGAUUGACUCGGCUGACUUUGUCUUUCGAUGCAAUAUUCCUCCUAUCUCUAAUAAGUAUGCAGCUGAUGUGGGAACCAAGACUGAUCUGGUGACAAUUAACCCAAGCAUUAUCACAGAGAGGUUCCAGAAACUGGAGAAGUGGCGUAAGCCGUUCUACGACGUUCUCCAGAGCUAUGAGAACUCGUCCAUCGUCCUGCCAGCGUUCUACAACACACGCAACACGGACGUGUCCUUCCGGGUGAAGUACAUGCUGGACGAUUUUGAGUCGCCCCGUGGUGUGUUCUUCUUCCACCCACAGUACCUGCUGAACGUGCAGCGUUUCUGGGCCGUGCAGGGCGUGCGGGCCAAGCGGCUGAGCAGCGGCCUCAUGCUGGUCACGGCCGCCAUGGAGCUCUGCGAGGAGGUGCACCUGUACGGCUUCUGGGCCUUCCCCAUGAACCCCGCCGGCAUCUUCAUCACCCACCACUACUACGACAACGUCAAGCCCCGCCCGGGCUUCCACGCCAUGCCACACGAGAUCUUCAACUUCCUGCACAUGCACGCCCGCGGAAUCGUGCGCGUGCACACGGGCGUGUGCAGGUGAUCUCGGCCCUCGUGGCGCUAGCGCAGUUGCCGCGGAGACCACUUCUGACCCAGUUCCUAGUGGGUCAGGCUUUGUGCAUGUCUUCAGAGGAGCUUCGGGUCGUGUGAGCCGGAGUAUGUGUGUCUGUGAGUGUGAGAGAGAGAGAGAGUGUGUGUUAAAGACAAUAUCGCUGCCUUAAAGGCCAACCGUUUUCUUUCACGCUGUGUUUUUGAUAUUGUGCGAUUUUGUCAGUGGCGUCACUACAUGGUGCUUGUUUUUCGUGUGAGGUGAAUUUUUUUGUGGCGUCGUUUUUGUGAAACAGUGGCUUCACAGUUCACUCCGUGAAAGGGCCAGCAAAAACCUUAAAACUUUCCUGAGCCUACAGAGCUAUCUUAUAGACACUGUAUAAGUAUUUAUCAUUAAACUAUGAAUUACAUAUACAUUAACUAACUACACAUAUGACCUGUCGGAAGUGAUAAGAUAUUCUUUCAGGAUAAUUGCAGUCAAUAGAUACAUUUAUACUUGUGAGUAAAAGUGUCACGAUCACUACUUUAUCCUUUCCUCACAACUGCCUGCAAAUGCUUGAGCAGUCGUUUCCGAGGAAACAGCACGAGAACGGAAUCUUUCUCACUUUAUAGUUGUUGGCGUAAAUAGUUUAUAAAUAUUUAUAAGCAUUUUAUAAUUAUUGGUAUGCACAGUUUAUGAAGCCUUUAUGAAGGCCCUUUCAGAAUUCAGCCUGGAGGAUUUUAGCGUACGAGACCCUCCCGGACCACCACAGGCCUCGUUCUGUAUCGCUCACGUGCCGGUGAGCUGAGUUUUAACCCUUCAGAAGCAGCCUGAUGAGAUUUGAAGCUUUAUAUAUACGGAUCUGUUUCUGCUUUGUUUUUCCUCCUCGUCUGUCUUGUAUAGGAUAAUAAUGGGCUCCUGAGACUUCAGAAGAUUAAAGAAGUGAUUCUUCUUAGGUUUUCUUGAACGUUAAAGGUUAAGGAACAUGCCAGAGAAGCAAUAUAACGCACUUGUAGUCAAUCCUCUGCCUAGCUUUGUGUGCUUAGAUCACAAAGAUUCAUUGCUUUGUCACUGCAGUACUGCACAUCAUGUCGGUAACUUCCUCUGCAUUGCGUCUCCUUAUGACUCAGUACUCAACAUAUUUUUGACAUACAGUGCUGUGCAAAAGGCAUGUGAGAAAAGUAUGAUUAAUCCAUUUUUCAGGCAGUGAGCAUUUAUGUUUUCCGAUUUAUCCUUCAUUAAAUUAAGUCAAGCGCUGCUGAUUGAAUUGAACGAAUCCCUGUGAUGGCCGGAGUGCAGCAAGAAGUCAGGAACUGAACCAAACUGUAGUAAUAAUAAUAAAAAUAAAAAAUAAAACUUCACAUUUUUUUUAUUGUUAUGGUUUACCGUAUUUAUAUUUGUGUUCAUUUGUAGUUAUUCAAGUGUUAUGUAGCAUUUUUUCUGGCAAAAAAGCUUUAACUGACAAAAAUUCAAAAGUUAACGCAAUACAUGUAGUUUCAAACAAUUAGCUUGGCUGCCCAAGACUUUUGCACAAUAUUGUAUUUCUUGUAUUUCUUGUAGAAAUAUUAAGGCAGGUGUCCUAAUGAGAUAAGCUAUUUCCAAAGGUGCUUAAGAAAUUCCAGGAUUCGUGAUCAGAUGGUAAGAGUAAAAUAGGCCUGUCACAAUUAUUACCUAAUUGCCGGAUCAGUUAUUUUAGAAAUGUUGUUAGCUUUCACAAUCAUAUGUUUAUGUCAACAACAUAUUGGGGGAAAACAAUGUUUUAAUCAGUUGGGUUAAGGUAAACAGAUGAAUAUAAGAAACAUGUCAUGGGCCCUUGGGAAAACAACAAAACUCCUAACUUCUGGUUGGUGCUAUAUCACCUUUAGAGGGUGACGGUGGGGACUGUUUGUUUAUUGACGUUUGUUAAUAUCACCUUUAGAGGGCGGUGGUGAACAAUUCGUUUAUUUUAGCUGGAUCUGUUCCUGUCGUAAGUUUGAAUCUAAGCUUGCGUUCAUACCGGCAGCGAUUUUUCGCCUCUUUCGCCCAAAUCACUGCUCACUCGUAAUUGUCAUGGUUUCACAAAAUUACAUUUUCAAAAACAAAAAUCCUGGUGAGAAAUCGCUUGUGUGCUUAUUUUUAUUUAAUCCCUGUGUCUGUGCAGUAAGUUUGUGAGGAAAACAGUAUUUGGUCCUUUUGAUUUCUGACUGUUCACGACGAACGCAGUUACUCCACCUCUUAUCCAGGAACCAAAAAAGGAACGUACUGUUUCAUAGUGGCGGAGAUAAACGCAUGCUACACUGCUCAGUUGGUAAUCGCCAUAUCGCUUCGUUUCUUAUUGGCAUAAAGUUAAACUCCACUCAACUGUGUCACGUUGCCAAUGUUUGCACUGCCACAGAAAUCACCAGCUCUCGUUGUAAAUGAAUGACCUGCCGGUAUGAAUGCAGGGUAACUAUCAUCAACUAGGGAGCAAACGAAUUAAUCAGCCCAGUCAGGUCGUUUAGGCUUUUACUUUAAUAGCUACAUACAAUGAAUGAAAAAAGUAAUUCUCUUGCUAAUCUCAAUUAGUUAAAUGGAAAUUAAUCAGCUAAGAUUUCAUGACUGUGGCGUGCCUAGUUACGUAGUGUCAUUGUGCAUCAUUAAUCAGCUAAACAAGGGCACACAGUGUCGUUACGAUAAAGCACCACCCUUAUGAAGCACCAAAGCCACUAGAGUGCUAAUGGCACCCCCUUGUGAAAAUCUUCAACCUGCUAAACAUGAGUGAGUGAGUGAAAUAAGCCAUUUCCUUGAUUUGUAUCUAAAAGGCCUAAAUGAAUGCGGUAGGCCUAUAAAGUGAAACCAGUCUCCUCUUUUUGGGGCAUGUUUAACACUAGUGACUGGAUUCCCAGAUACUGAUUAAGCUGAGUCUAACCUGAGACUAAAGCUGAGACUAAACUGCAUUGUCAAUGGUCUGUCACACUGGAAAUUCUCUUUAAGUCUGUGCUUAGCUUUAAUUGAGGUCUGGAAAACUGGCCCUGUAAGUUUAGCACAGGAAGUUUGUUAACAUUGGCAGUUUCCCUCUCUGCCUUCAUUUGUGUCUUACGCCACCUUGCCUUUGGGGUGAAGUCACUCGGACUUGCAUGCGUCACUUGUGCGUUGCUAGGUAUUCCAUUUGCAUAUUUACUUCUUCUGUCUUGGACACUGUUGGGAUGGUUUGGAGAGCAGGACUUUCUGACAAACAGUCCAGCUGUUAUGAAGCCCAGCCUUGACCCUGACAACAUUGUGUCGGCGCAGCUCAGCCACCUCAGUUUUUGACUCAUUUGUACUUGAGUGUGGCAGAAACUUGCUGAUCUGGUCGGGAUGACAGUGAGUCAAACACGUUUGACAGCCGAAGAGGUUCGGAUCUGUCAGGAUCCACCGUUGUGGCCGUCAGGAACGUCUCAAGCAACCAAUUUUCAGCUCUUUCGGACUGCAGAUGGAACACCGUUUCAUUAUAUGCGCACACAGUGCUGGUUUUAGGUUUCACUGGAGAGGGGAUAUUGAUCAGUGGAACUAAUCCGUGUGAAUCGGACCAACACUGUUCAAUCUUAGGCUUUUACUGCAUAUUUAUCCACUAGAAACAUGAAGAACAUACCCCUACAACUAAUGUAAUGAGCCACAUAUCCACUACUGACUCACAUAGUAAGAGUUUAUUUAUUAUUUGUCACUGAAAUGAAAGGACAGAAAGGGAACCAUGUUUUGGUGUUGCCAUGGAGACCACUUUGGAAUGUUGGCUUUACUGUACUUUGUGCAACGAGUGUCUUUUUAUGAAACCUGUAAAUAAAUUUAUUUGGAAUUA
Molecule: messenger RNA, 5293 nt
Organism: Pygocentrus nattereri (red-bellied piranha)
Lineage: Eukaryota; Metazoa; Chordata; Actinopteri; Characiformes; Serrasalmidae
Gene: st8sia5
Product: ST8 alpha-N-acetyl-neuraminide alpha-2,8-sialyltransferase 5
Exons: 9
Coding region: 190-1515 (441 amino acids)
Biological process (GO): N-glycan processing; oligosaccharide metabolic process
Molecular function (GO): alpha-N-acetylneuraminate alpha-2,8-sialyltransferase activity
Source: RefSeq, a predicted model, not a curated record